Molecule: messenger RNA, 1410 nt
Organism: Penicillium cataractarum
Lineage: Eukaryota; Fungi; Ascomycota; Eurotiomycetes; Eurotiales; Aspergillaceae
Product: caspase family protein
Exons: 3
Coding region: 1-1410 (469 amino acids)
Biological process (GO): proteolysis
Molecular function (GO): cysteine-type endopeptidase activity
Source: RefSeq, a predicted model, not a curated record
AUGUAUUAUCCACCUCCAGGACCACCUCCGCCGGGACCUCCUCCCCCAUGGGCGGGCUCGGGCUAUCAGCAAGCUCCCUCCCAAUGGCAGCAACCCCCGCACCCCCCGCCUCAGCCCUACCACCAGCAGCCACCGCCAUCCCAGCCUUACUACCAGCAACAUCGCCAGCAACGCUCUUACUCGGGUCCCCCACGUCCCCCGCCAGGUGCUUACCCUGGAGCGCCCCCCAAUGGUCACUCUCCUUCACCACAGCCUCCUUAUGGACACGCACCCUCCCCGCAACCGACCUAUGGCCAGCAGCAUACCCCAUCUCCUCAACCGGGACAUCGCCAAAACUUGAGUGUGAGCAGUUACGGACCACCUCGCUCCAAUUCUCCCAAUCUCCCACCCAGGCCUCCGCAGAAUCUCCAACAGUUUGGCCAUGGUGCGCCAUCCAACUACCAGUUCCAGUACUCGGCUUGUACUGGCCGGCGGAAAGCCCUGCUCAUCGGUAUCAACUAUUUCGGUCAGGCCAAUAAGCUCAAUGGAUGUAUCAACGACGUCACCAACAUGUCCACCUUCCUGCACCAACGCUUCGGGUAUCGUCGCGAGGAUAUGGUCAUCCUCACCGACGACCAAAAGAACCCCAUGAGCAUCCCGACCAAGAAUAAUAUCAUUCGGGCCAUGCACUGGCUGGUCAAGGAUGCCCAACCGCACGACUCUCUCUUCAUCCACUUCUCCGGCCACGGUGGUCGGACACCCGAUCUGGAUGGUGACGAGGAUGACGGCUUUGACGACGUGAUCUACCCGGUGGAUUAUCAAAGCGCUGGUCAUAUUGUGGACGACGACAUGCACGCCAUCAUGGUGCGGCCACUGCGCCCCGGUGUCCGAUUGACGGCCAUCUUCGACUCGUGUCACUCCGGAACCGCUCUAGAUUUGCCGUACGUGUACUCGACCCAGGGUAUCUUGAAGGAACCGAACCUGGCCAAGGAAGCCGCUCAAGAUCUGUUCACCGCAUUCACGGCAUAUAGCCAGGGUAACCUCUCCAGUAUGGCAAGCACCGCCAUUGGUUUCUUCAAGAAGGCAGCAAACGGAGGCCAGGCACGGGAACGUACCCUUCAGACCAAAACCUCGCCGGCCGAUGUGGUCAUGUUCUCCGGCUCCAAGGAUACUCAGACAUCAGCCGACACUUUCCAGGACGGCCAGGCCAGGGGUGCCUUGAGCUGGGCCUUUAUUAAAUCACUGCAACAAUGGCCCCAACAGAGUUAUCUGCAGCUGCUAAACACCAUCCGGGCGGAGCUCGAUGGAAAAUACACCCAGAAGCCACAGCUGAGCUGCAGCCAUCCCCUUGGUAAGUUGAUCUGCAGUACUACCGAAUGGAAUCUCGGGCUGACUCGUGCGGCAGAUGUCAAUCUACGCUUUGUGAUGUGA